This is a messenger RNA of Penicillium salamii, 1278 nucleotides long. The record is from the annotation of a GenBank genome assembly. Lineage: Eukaryota; Fungi; Ascomycota; Eurotiomycetes; Eurotiales; Aspergillaceae.
AUGUUCCACAUUGGAACAGAAACAUCAAGUGAACGGCUCUUGAAAAUGACUUCCACGAUAUCAUCUCUAUUCGGCUACAAGCCCAGCAUAGUCGCUCCGAAGACCCCUGAUGGCCCUUCAAAAGCUCUGCCCGCAUCCUGGUAUCGAUCACCAGAGAUGUAUGAGCUAGAGCGACGGGCCAUCUUCUCAAAGAAAUGGAUCUUGAUUACCCACAAGCUGCGUUUCGAUAAACCAGGAGAUUAUCAUCGCUUUGAAGAGGCUGGGUUCUCAUUUUUCUUAUGUCUGGACCGGGAAGGGAAGCUGAACGGCUUCCACAAUAUCUGCCGCCAUCGCGCAUUCCCCCUGGUGUCCCAAGAUGACGGAAAUGCCAAGAUUCUGUCGUGCAAAUACCACGGUUGGUCAUACGGACUCAAUGGAAAUUUAGCGAAGGCGCCAAAGUUCGACGAUGUCCCGGGUUUCAACAAGAGCGAGCAAAGUUUGUUCCCGGUGCAUAUUCAUGUUGAUGAACUCGGAUUCAUUUGGGUCAAUCUUGAUUCAUCGCCAACCCCCGUUCCCUGGGAGGAAGAUUUCAAGGGAGUGGACACACAAGAGAGAUUCCAGAAAUUCGAUUUCAGCCAGUACAAGUUCGACCACACAUGGCACAUGACUGGCAACUACAAUUGGAAGACUUUGGCAGAUAACUACAACGAAUGCUACCAUUGCACCGUUGCGCAUCCCGAUGUGGCAAACUUGGCCGAUCUUUCAUAUUACUACACCAUCUCGAAGCCUGGGCAUAUUCAGCACUACUCCCGGCCGAAGGCAGACAAGGUGGAGGACGAUAUUGAGAACGCAAGCACGUAUUAUUUCCCAAAUGCGUGCAUGACCGUCUCACCCCACUUCUUCUAUAUGAUGCGAUGUGUUCCAACCUCCGCAGGGACUUGCUCGAUGGAGUACGAAGUAUACCGACACAAGGAAGCGUCAGAUGAGGACUUCGAGUAUAUUGAUUCAUUUUUCAAACGGGUCCUGGAUGAAGACAAGCACCUUUGCAAUGCAGCACAGAAGAACCUCAACUCUGGUGUAUUCGUCAACGGGCAACUCCAUCCCGAUCUUGAGAGCGCCCCCUUAUUCUUCCAGAAUACUGUCAGGCGUCUAAUCACGACGCAUCGGGAGGAAGAAAAACGCGAGAAAGGGGAAAUCUGGCCUGCCCGCCAAAGUUCUGCUGGCUCGGCGACGGCGGAGGAUAUUGAAUUUUGUUCAGGACUUUCUUGUGGAGAUGGGGCUAGUAAUUUGGAGUGGUAG